This is a messenger RNA of Aspergillus saccharolyticus JOP 1030-1, 1506 nucleotides long. RefSeq names its product mitofusin complex protein UGO1. Bases 1 to 1506 code for a protein of 501 amino acids. The transcript is spliced from 2 exons. The record is from RefSeq and is a predicted model, not a curated record. NCBI's taxonomy places the organism in Eukaryota, Fungi, Ascomycota, Eurotiomycetes, Eurotiales, Aspergillaceae.
AUGUCCACUCCUCUGGACGGGCCUAAUCCCCUCCGCCCCUAUUAUUUCCCCCCCUCCCUGGGGCUGGACACCGGUCAUGUUGCCUCACCUCCAGAUGCGUCAUCGUCGGCCACCCAAGUCUUUGGUGGUUCGGCACGAGAUCUGCUGCCCGACAUCGACUACUCAGACUAUCUUGACAGCUCUCCCUCGGUCUCCAGUUGGAUUCACGAAGCUCUUGACCAAGCCCUCCGGCGCUAUACCGGUGUCUUGACCUCACAGCCUUUUGAUGUCGCCAAAACUAUCCUGCAGGCCUACGUCGCACCCGAUGAUGCGACAGAUGGCCAAUGGGCCUUGCACGAUCGCCACACAUCGGGCUCUGGCAGCCAUCUCGACUCUUAUGAUGAAGAUGACUCAUUGUCGUCGGAUGACGAAAGCAGUUACUUCACUUCAGCAGCACCUGCAGCGCCCUCUCCCUCAUCACCCCGAUCUCGCAAGUCUCACCGUCGCCAUAUCACCGACCGGAGCGGUUACAUUCCCUCGACGACCCCAUCGAGACACGCCCUCAAUAUUAAGAACCCGAGCUCGCUGAUGGACGUCCUCUCUCAACUCUGGUCCACCAGUGGGCCGACUUCGCCCUGGAAGGCGACCAAUGCCACUUUCAUCUACUCCCUUCUACUGCCCACCCUGAAUACAUUCAUUCGCAGCUUGCUCUCCGCUAUCGUCGGCUUGACGGAAGAGGAUGUGACCUCAUCGAUGACAGCCGACAUUCUAACGUCGACUUCUCCCGUGACGACCCUGCUCCUGUCCUUCAUUUCCUCCUCCCUGUCGGCAAUGCUUCUUUCCCCCAUCGAUACCGCACGCACCUUCUUGAUCUUGACCCCAGCCACGCACGGCCCACGCUCCCUGUUACGAGCUAUCCGCCAGAUUCCGACUCCCAAUUGCACCAUUCCGUCCCACCUAGUGCCCAUCACCAUCCUCCACUCCAGUCUGCCCAACUUCAUCACUAAUAUGACCCCGUUAAUCCUCAAGUCCUAUCUGUCACUCGAUCCAGUGCUCAAUCCAUCCAUCUGGAGUCUUUGCACCUUCCUUAGCUCUGGUCUGGAACUGGCGGUCCGUUUCCCGCUUGAGACUGUGCUGCGCCGCGCUCAGAUUGCAACCUUCACCUCCCCCAGCAUUCGCCAGCAAUCACGUAGACCAGGACAUGCUGAUUCUUCCGCAAACGAGGACCAGACCCCGCAGGUUGAGACCAUUGUGCCGACUCCCCAGACCUACCGGGGUAUUGUGGGCACCAUGUGGGGAAUUGUUUACGAGGAGGGCUCACAAGCCACACCGGAGGCUGAUCGGGCGCGCCAGCUCCUCAAGAAGCCUGUCACCCUCCGAAAACGUCAGGGCCAGGGAAUUCAAGGGCUUUACCGAGGCUGGCGCAUCGGUAUGUGGGGUAUAGCCGGUAUCUGGGGCGCCAACUUACUGGGCACAGUUGGUGUGGCCGGCGACGAUGAUGCCAGGAUUAGCGGAGGCCGAUUCUAG